AAACAGGAGAGUCCUGUACUAGAAUCAGUCCAUAUUGAAGAGGAGAAUCCUGUACUAGAAUCAGUCCAUAUUAAAAGGGCUAUUCUCAAUUCUAAACCCUUAAGUAGCUCUCUUUGUCAUGGAUGUGGGGAGAGUUUUAACUCUGAAGGAAACCUUGAAGCAUCUCCUGGAAAGACUCUGCAUCGCUGUGCUGGAUGUGUGAAGACUUUCAGGGAGUCGGGAAUCCUGAACGGACAGCAGCAGACAGGCACUGGAAAGACUCCAUAUAACUGUCAUGAAUGCGGGGCGGAUUUCAGACCCCACAGCAGCGUGAAACACCACCUGCCAGUUCUGAAGGUACAGCUGGGUUAUCCUUGUGAAAGGCAGGAUUCAGAGAUGGAGCCUGUCCUCAUUAAACAGGAGAGUCCUGAACUAGACCCUGUCCAUGUUGAAGAGGAGGGGAACCAUUUUAAAACAAGCAGCUUGCAGGGCGCUCUGUCCUGUACAGAAUGUGGAAAGAGUUUCAGUCAGUUAAAAAGCCUGAAACUUCACCAGCAAAUUCAUACAGGAAAGAUACGAUAUGGCUGUGCUGACUGUGGGAAGAGUUUCAGACAUUUACAAAACCUGAAACGUCACCAACGAAUCCACACUGGAGAGAAACCGUAUCUCUGUGUUGACUGUGGGAAGAGUUUUAAACUUUCACAAAACCUGAAACUUCACCAGAGAAUCCACACUGGAGAGAAACCGCAUGCCUGUGUUGACUGUGGGAAGAGCUUCAGUCAGUCAGGCAACUUGAAAAAACACCAGCAAAUCCACACAGGUGUGAAACGGCAUGCCUGUCCUGACUGUGGGAAGAGGUUCAAUCGUGUAGACUAUUUGAAAGCACACCAGCGAAUUCACGCUGGAGAGAAACGGCAUGUCUGUGCUGACUGUGGGAAGAGUUUCAGUCAGUCACAAAGCCUGCAGCUUCACCAGCGAAUUCACGCUGGAGAGAAACCACAUGUCUGUGCCGAGUGUGGGAAGAGCUUCAGUCAGUCCGGCAACUUUAAAAGACACCAGAGAAUUCACACAGGAGAGAAACCGCAUUCAUGUAGUAAAUGUGGGAAGAGCUUCAGUCAGUUAUCAAAUCUUAAAGACCACCAAUUAAUACACACAGGAGAGAAGCCGCAUCACUGUAAUGACUGUGGGAAGAGUUUCAGACACUUAACAAACCUGAAGGUUCACCAGAGAAUCCACACUGGAGAGAAACCAGUUGUCUGUGCCGACUGUGGGAAGAGCUUCAGACAGUCAGGUGAGUUCAAACUUCACCAGCGAAUUCACACUGGAGAGAAACCGCACACCUGUGCUGACUGUGGGAAGAGUUUCACCCAGUCAAGCAACUUGAAAAUGCACCAGCGAUUCCACACAGGAGAGAAACCACAUCACUGCAAUGACUGUGGGAAGAGUUUCAGCAGGAUAGACCAAUUUAAAAUGCACCAGCAAAGUCACACAGGAGAGAAACCGCAUCACUGCUCUCGCUGCAGGAAGUGUUUUACUGCUUCUGGUUCUCUUAAAAGACAUAAAUGCAAAUUAAAUACUCAGUGCUCACAUACUCUCACUCAGUGCAGCGCGUUUGUGAUCAUGGUAAUGAAUGGAGUCUGGAGCUGGGAACGCAAGCUCAUAGAAUCCAACAAAGAGAUUGAAUCAGUCCAUAUUAAACAGGAGAGUCCUGAACUAGAAUCAGUCCAUAUUAAACAGGAGAGUCCUGAACUAGACCCUGUCCAUGUUGAAGAGGAGGGGAACCAUUUUAAAACAAGCAGCUUGCAGGGCGCUCUGUCCUGCGCUGACUGUGGGAAGAGUUUCAAUAGAUUAGGACAUCUUAGAGACCACCAGAGAAUCCACACUGGAGAGAAACAACAAGUCUGUGCCGACUGUGGGAAGAGCUUCAGCCAGUUAAAAAACCUGAAGAGACACCAGCAAAUCCACACUGGAGAGAAACCGCAUGUCUGCGCUGACUGUGGGAAGAGCUUCAGUCAGUCUGGCAACUUGAAAAAACACCAGAGAAUCCACAAUGGAGAGAAACCGCAUGUCUGCGCUGACUGUGGGAAGAGCUUCAGUGAUUUACAAAACAUGAAACUUCACCAGCGAACCCACACUGGAGAGAGGCCGUAUGCCUGUGCUGACUGUGGCAAGAGCUUCAGCCAGUCAAGAACUUUGAAAUACCACCAGUUAAUUCACACAGGAGAGAAUCCACAUCACUGUAAUGACUGUGGGAAGAGUUUCAGAUGGAUAUACAGCUUGAAAAGGCAUCAGCGAUGCCACACAGGAGAGAAUCCUUAUCACUGAACCCACUGUGGGAGCUGGAAACAAGUCAGAAGGUCUAACGAAGCACAUGAUCAGCUCAAUGAAGGGUCUGCUUCAGUGAUUGAGAGCUGGGUUGGCAUGGAAACCAGCAGCCACAGCAGGGGGGUCCCCCGGGACCGGGUUUGGGAAGCCCUGCUCUGUGCCUGUUUACCUGGGAAGGAACCAGACUGUCAGAGCCGUGCUGCUGAUCUCCUGCUGACAAUCCCUGAAAAAAACGAGUCCCCUUUCUGUUCGAAAGCCAAGCGACGUCCGCGCAGCGCGUUUGCGAUCAUGGUAAUGAAUGGAGUCUGGAGCUGGGAACGCAAGCUCAUAGAAUCCAACAAAGAGAUUGUAACAGAUUGUAUUCUGCCUUUUUUUAGGAAAACAAAACUGGAUUAUCCUUCUGAAAGAGAAGAUUCGACAAUGGAGCCUGUCCAUAUUGAAGAGGAGAGUCCUGUACUAGAAUCAGUCCAUAUUAAACAGGAGAGUCCUGAACUAGACCCUGUCCAUGUUAAAGAGGAGGGGAACCAUUUUAAAACAAGCAGCUUGCAGGGCGCUCUGUCUUGUACAGAAUGUGGAAAGAGUUUCAGGCGUUUACAGAACCUGAAACUUCACCAGCGGAUUCACACUGGAGAGAAACGGCAUGUCUGUGCCGACUGUGGGAAGAGUUUCAGACAGUCCAGCCACUUAAAAAUGCAUCAGCGAAUCCACACAGGAGAGAAGCCACAUGUCUGUGCCGACUGUGGGAAGAGCUUCAGCCUGUCGGGCAAUUUGAAAAUGCACAGGAGAAUUCACACUGGAGAGAAACCAAAUGUGUGUGCUGACUGUGGGAUAAGUUUCAGGAGAUUAGCAUCUCUGAAAGAACACCAGCGAAUCCACACAGGAGAGAACCCAUAUAUCUGUGUUGACUGUGGGAAGAGUUUCAGCCAGUCAAGCAACCUGAAAUUGCAUUUGCGAACCCACACAGGAGAGAAGCCACAUGUCUGUGCCGACUGUGGGAAGAGCUUCAGCCUGUCGGGGAAUUUGAAAAUGCACCAGCGAACCCACACUGGAGAGAAACCAAAUGUGUGUGCUGACUGUGGGAAGAGUUUCAGGACAUUAGGAAAUCUUAAAGAACAUCAGCGAAUCCACACUGGAGAGAAGCCAUAUGCCUGUGCUGACUGUGGGAAGAGUUUCAGCCAGUCAAGAACUUUGAAAAACCACCAGUUAAUUCACACAGGAGAGAAACCACAUCACUGUCAUGACUGUGGGAAGAGUUUCAGGUGGAAAUUCAAACUGAAACUUCACCAGCAAAUUCACACCGGAGAAAAACCACAUAUCUGUGCCGACUUGUGCGGGAUGAAAUGAUUAUUAAUGUACUUGAUUAGUCUGUCAGCUGGUGCUUCGAUUAGUCAGUUAUUUAGGGGUAGAGAUUUUGAUCCUAGUGUAAAAAAUAGGAGAAAAUGGGCACAUGAAAUAAAACGAAAAAAGAAAGACGUGGGGAGUCUCGCCCGAGUUGAUAGACUGUACAUCAUACAUGGAUAAUAAAAAUCUUCGUUCAUAAAAA
Polyodon spathula (Mississippi paddlefish) is the source of this 3847-nucleotide messenger RNA. RefSeq names its product zinc finger protein 271-like. Gene Ontology annotation, molecular function: DNA-binding transcription repressor activity, RNA polymerase II-specific. The transcript has 7 exons. Gene Ontology annotation, biological process: negative regulation of transcription by RNA polymerase II. NCBI's taxonomy places the organism in Eukaryota, Metazoa, Chordata, Actinopteri, Acipenseriformes, Polyodontidae. The record is from RefSeq and is a predicted model, not a curated record.